GUCUGUCACAAGUAUGGUAAUGAGAACAAGUGUUGGUUCUUGUUUCCUCAUGAAGUUUUUGAACACUCAAACUUUGACACAGCCUCCAAUUCCAUCAUUUUUAAGUGUCUAGAUGGCAAAGUGAACUUUUCCAAUCCCAAGAUCCUUACAUUUUGUCAUCACAACCAUGAUUUAAAAUGCAUAUUGUCUGGGAAGAGUGUGAAAGCGGCAGUGUUCGAUAUUUUAGAUUACAUCACGAAAACGGACAUGAACACAUACAAAAUGUUCUCUCUUCUU
Suillus clintonianus is the source of this 276-nucleotide messenger RNA. RefSeq lists its product as uncharacterized. The transcript has a single exon. The record is from RefSeq and is a predicted model, not a curated record. The annotation marks the transcript as partial. NCBI's taxonomy places the organism in Eukaryota, Fungi, Basidiomycota, Agaricomycetes, Boletales, Suillaceae.